AUGUUCUCCAUGGUACUUCCAGAACUGAUGCCUCACGACUCCCACGCCCUGUGGUACUCGUCGUCCCGCGCCCCAAUCCCAUCCUCAUUUCUCGACCCAGCUCAGAAUCCCAACGGUCACCUGACCAAUGAGGGUCUCCAAGAUGGGAAUUCGGGCUUGCAAAACCGCCGCCAGGGCGCCGCUGCAGUCGAGCGUAGCGCAUUGGCCCGGCUGCGGGCGGAUGAAGCCCUGCAGGAACGGAGGAGACAUAACGUGGGUAACUUUGGCGCAACAUGGCUCAAGCCGCCAGGCAUAACCAAGUCGCUCUACCAGCUGCGUGAGGAGCGGCGCGAGGCCGAAGAGCACGCCGAGGCGAUGCGGCGUGAGCAGCUUGCGCAGCAACUCGCUGAGGCUGAGGCCGAUGGGGAGGGCCUGGUGGAGGGUGAGGGCGAUGUCAUGGACGAGGCCGAGGACGGCGCUGAGGAUGCUGGCGAGGCACCGGUCGAGAGGGACUUGGACGACGAGAUCCCGGAUGCGGAUGAGGGCUUUGGCUACGAUGGGGCCACUACGACGAGCGAAGAAGACGACGGCGAGAACAGUGAUGACACGGACAGCGAAGGAUCAAGCCCCGGCCGGGUCAGCAUUGGUGGCGCGGUCCAAAGAACAUCAGAUGCUCAUGCAACCGCACAGCAGAGGAGGGAGCUACGUCAAGUUGUUGCCACGGAGGAUCGAUUCCUUGGGAUGAUGUCGCGUGGCCAGGCGGCAAACAAUCAGGAAGACGACAUGUACCCCGGCGCGGAUGACGAAGUUGACGAUGAGGAAGCUGCCGAGAUGCUACAGGAAGACGACCUGAUCCAUGCUUCCUACGACAACGGCGGUCUGGACGAUGGUCUGGACAUGGACAUGGACGGCGAUCUUGACGACGAGAUCCCCGAGGCAGAGAGCGGUGGUUAUGAGCACACCGACAGCGACGCCUCGUUAACUAGCAGUGAUGAGGACGAGGACGGUCCGGCUGAAACCAGCUUUGCGCAAGGCCACCCGUCCGCGUCAUCACAGUUCAGGAGCGUCAACUUAAGAGGCCAGGGGCAGUAUGGGAACCCCAGAGCCAGUUUGGACUUGAGUAGUGUUCUUUCUCGCGAUGGAAGCAGUCUGCCUGGCAGCAGCAGUCCCCAAGUCCGGAGGCUACCUUGA
Pyricularia pennisetigena is the source of this 1170-nucleotide messenger RNA. RefSeq lists its product as uncharacterized. The transcript is spliced from 2 exons. Gene Ontology annotation, biological process: anaphase-promoting complex-dependent catabolic process. The record is from RefSeq and is a predicted model, not a curated record. Bases 1 to 1170 code for a protein of 389 amino acids. NCBI's taxonomy places the organism in Eukaryota, Fungi, Ascomycota, Sordariomycetes, Magnaporthales, Pyriculariaceae. Gene Ontology annotation, cellular component: anaphase-promoting complex.